AGCCGCGUUACUUUAGAGUUCCAAGGCCCGCAGCCCCUCCAUGGUCUCAUCAGACCCGCAGCAAACACUUCUUCCAUUCGUGGUUCAGAGGCUGCCUCUGGUGGUCCAGGCCCGUUGAUCCCAUGAGAUCCCAGUUCCUGACUUGGUGGCAUAUUGUGGAUGGGGGAAAGCCACUCGAUCCUGGUUAUGGAGACUCUCCCAACAGGGCUUCUUUCCCCAGCUCCCACUCGUGGAUGUGAUGGCGGCUCCUGCUCUGUCCCGGUGUCUGUCCCUCCUUGCCCUCCUCUUGUCCCUGGCCAUCUCUCGGGCAUCUACAGUGGUGAACGGAUUGCCUAACGCCUCAUCUGGUAGGUGCAAGAGUGGCGCGCAAUCCCCAGAGGGCCACUGGCACCCUGCAGCCAGCCACACCCACCCCAUCUUGCCAGCAGCCGCUUCCAAGCUCACGUGCUUCUACAACUCAAGAGCCAACAUCUCCUGCGUCUGGAGCUGGGAUGGGGGCCUGCAGGCCAUGCCUUGCCGCAUCCAUGCCCAGCCCGAUAAAAGGCCUUGGAAUGAAUGCUGUGAGCUGCUUCCAGUGAGGCCGGGCUCCUGGGCGUGUAACCUGAUCCUUGGACUCCCAGAUUCUCAGAAACUGACCAUAGUUGACGUCAUCAGCUUGAGCGUGAUGUGCCGAGAAGGGGGGACGUGGAGGAGGCUGCUGACCCAGCAGUUCAAGCCCUUUGAUAGUGUUCGUCUGAUGCCCCCCAACUCCCUCCAAGUCGCCCAUAUAGGGACCCACAGAUGCAACAUAACUUGGAACCUCUCCCAGUUCUCCCACUACCUUCAAAGCUACGUGGAGUUUGAGGUCCGGACAAGGUCCCCCGGCCUCAGCUGGGAGGAGUCCCCGCUGCUGACCCUCAGGCAGAACCAGCAAUGGAUCUUCCUGGAGACACUCACCCCAGACACCCCGUAUGAGCUUCAGGUGCGGGUCAGGCCCCAGCUAGGCCACCAGAAGGCUUGGAGCCCAUGGAGCCAGCCCCUGGCCUUCAGGACAAGGCCUGCAGCGCCUGGGAAGAAGAUCCCGCCCAUCCCGUGGUCCGGCCACAUCAUCUUGGGCCUCGUCAGUGCCGCCGUUAGUUUCGUCUUCCUGGUUUACUUUCUGGCCAAAUGCCCGUACAUCGGGCCGUGGCUGAAGAAGGUUCUGAAGUGUCACAUCCCCGACCCCUCGGAGUUCUUUUCCCAGCUGAGCUCAGAGCAUGGAGGAGAUUUCCAGAAGUGGCUCUCCUCGCCCUUCCCUUCAUCCUCCUUCAGCCCCAGCGGCCCGGCACCUGAGAUCUCCCCGUUGGAGGUGCUGGACAGGGACGCCAAGGCCACGCAGCUGCUCCUGCUGCAGCAGGACAAGGGCCCGUCGCCCGUGCCAGAGACCAGUGGCCACUCUGUGACCAGCUGCUUCACCAACCAGGGCUACUUCUUUUUCCACCUUCCGGACACUCUGGAGAUUGAGGCCUGCCAGGUGUACUUUGCCUACGACCCCUGCGUGGAGGAGAUGGAUGACGGGGGGCCCGGGGCGCCCGAGGGGGCUCUCCUCCCGCCCCUGCCGCCUCUGUCAGGGGAGGACGAUGCCUACUGCACCUUCCCCCCCGGGGACGACCUGCUGCUCUUCUCCCCCAGUCUCCUCGGUGGCCCAGCCCCCCCGCACGCUGCCCUGGGGGGUGCUGGGGCUGGUGAAGCGAGGCUGCCCCCCUCCCCACAGGACGGAGGCCCUGGAGACUGGGUCCCCCAGCCCCCGGGGCCUCCCACUCCAGGACCCUCUGACCUGGUGGAUUUGCAGUCCCUCCCGGAGCAUGCGCUGGGAGAAGAAGGAGAGGAGGGGGCGGCCCCCAGCCCAAGGGAGGGGGCCAGCUUCCCCUGGGCCAGCCUUCCCGGGCACGGCCACGUCAGGGCCCCCACCUCCUGCCUGACCCUGAACACCGAUGCCUACCUAUCUCUCCAAGAGCUCCAGGAUCAAGACCCGGCUCGCUCGGUGUAGACAGAUGGCCAGGGAUGGGAGGCAGGUGGCAGUCCCCUGUUUCGACGGGCCCAAGGGAGGCCUCUCUGCGGGUGAGGCUUGUCCACGGCUGAGACCCUUGAUGUCCAGCUGUGCCCUGGACACCUCUGCCCAGAGGGCCCCAAACAUUCAGCUGUUCACUUCUAGAAAGCUCAGUUGCUGCUCCCUGGUCCUACUGCCCAAGCCAGGAACAGGGUUGGGGGGGGGUGCAUGCUGACUCCCCCACUCCCUUGUCAAUCAUGGAGUCCCCUGGGUUUUGCCUCCGAAACAUCCUUCUUCUCCAG
Messenger RNA from Phacochoerus africanus (Common warthog), 2310 nucleotides. RefSeq names its product interleukin 2 receptor subunit beta (gene IL2RB). Gene Ontology annotation, cellular component: external side of plasma membrane; membrane. Lineage: Eukaryota; Metazoa; Chordata; Mammalia; Artiodactyla; Suidae. Gene Ontology annotation, molecular function: protein binding; cytokine receptor activity. The transcript has 10 exons. The coding region runs from base 239 to 2008 and encodes 589 amino acids. Gene Ontology annotation, biological process: immunoglobulin mediated immune response; cytokine-mediated signaling pathway. The record is from RefSeq and is a predicted model, not a curated record.